Molecule: messenger RNA, 486 nt
Organism: Populus nigra (black poplar)
Lineage: Eukaryota; Viridiplantae; Streptophyta; Magnoliopsida; Malpighiales; Salicaceae
Product: auxin-responsive protein SAUR24-like
Exons: 2
Coding region: 1-282 (93 amino acids)
Biological process (GO): response to auxin
Source: RefSeq, a predicted model, not a curated record
AUGAUGGCUAUUCGCUUGCCCCGUAUUCUUCAAGUUAAGCAAAAUAUUCUUCGAGGAUCAUCUGCGGCUAAAGAUGUCCGAAAAGGCUACAUUGCAGUAUAUGUUGGAGAAGAAGAGAAGAAAAGAUUUGUGAUUCCAGUAUCAUACUUGAACCAACCUUCAUUUCGGGACCUACUAAGUAAAGCUGAAGAAGAAUUUGGAUUCGAACAUCCAAUGGGUGGCCUUACGAUCCCUUGUCGAGAAGACAUCAUUAUCGAUUUCACCUCUAGCUUGAAGGACUAACAUAGAUUAGAGAAAACAAUUUUGUAGGAUGUAGAAUACAUUCCAAAUAUCAUGUACAGAAUUUACUCUCUCUAGUCCUAGAGAAGGAGAAAUAUUUGUCCCCUCCACAAACCAUGGAUCCAACUUUGUUGUAUAAACGAAAAGGAAAGCAUUACUGAAACUUUUUUGUUCAUGAGAUUCAGAAAUAUUUUCCCUUUGAUGUCU